Molecule: messenger RNA, 1005 nt
Organism: Micropterus salmoides (largemouth bass)
Lineage: Eukaryota; Metazoa; Chordata; Actinopteri; Centrarchiformes; Centrarchidae
Gene: cunh19orf53
Product: chromosome unknown C19orf53 homolog
Exons: 3
Coding region: 66-359 (97 amino acids)
Source: RefSeq, a predicted model, not a curated record
GAAAGAAACACCGUUUGAACCAAAGAAGAAGAGGACUGUGCGUUGUGUAUUUCCGGUGAGCGAAAAUGGCUCAAGGUUCGCAGAAGUUUAAAGCUCAGCGGCCAGGAGCCUCCAAGAAACACCAAACAAACAAACAGAAAGGACCGAAGAAAGGAGGGAGGACCAUUGCGCCUAAGAAGGCUCAAGUGGUUGAGCAGCAGAAGCUGAAGAAGGGUCUAGAGGUUGCGAUCAGGAACAAGAUUGAGCAGGAGGUGACCCAGAAGUUGAGCUUAUCCCUCCACAAACCACUGAGUGUGGUUAAAGGGGCUGAACGUAAAGGCAACCCAGGAGCAGCCCGUCCAGAAACCAGCUCCAAAUAGGACCUGAUACACAGCUGCACACCUACAGAGCUGAGGCUGAAUGUGCUAAACCUAAGGACCCACUUUGACCUGAUAUGACCCAGAUUUAAGAUGCACGCCAGCUCUCCUAUUAUUUUUAAUUCCUGAAUGUCUCAGUUGCCUUCAGGUAUACGGAAAUCGUCAGUCAUUCUUGUACAGAUGUCAAUUAAUAAUUUUUCAGUUUACAAAAAAUGAUAUAAAAUAAGAGAACAGUCACUCUGGAUAUGAUUUGCGCCCCUGGCUGCUUGCCAUCGUGUUUGAUGUGGUAUUUGAUUAAAUACAGGGGCCUUACAUGGUGAACACGUACUGGGUGUCUUUGUGUUCCUUGCUUAAGAAAACUGACUGCAAACGGAUUGCAAUCCUGGCUAAUGAAGGUGUAAAUGGUAUCAGUUAACUGCAUCACUUCCAAUUCAGCAUUGAGUAUGCUGACAUGUAAGGAGCAUUGUCCAUAAUGAUCAUUGAUCACUGGAAAUUUGGCCAUAAAAAAAGUCCAAUGGAAAGCAUUCAACUUAAAUAUAAUUCUUCUGCCUGUCACUGCCAAAAUUCCUUUCAGAUAUAAACUUUGUGGGUAUAAAUUCCAGCGAUCACUGAUCAUUUAAUCCACACGUUCUUCUUCCUUGUCGAGAUA